This is a messenger RNA of Cotesia congregata, 1602 nucleotides long. Lineage: Eukaryota; Metazoa; Arthropoda; Insecta; Hymenoptera; Braconidae. The record is from the annotation of a GenBank genome assembly.
AUGGCUGAAGAAAAAACUAUGCACAUUCCAGAACCAACUUUUGAAAACGGAAUUUGGAAGGGCGGCAAAAUUGAUAUGCCCGAUGGAUAUUACAAACUUGGAGAAAGAGUACUUAAUCAAUUCAAAAAGUUUCCAGAUUUUGUUGGGCAGAUCGACGGGGCGACUGGAACUAAAUUGACUUAUGCGGAUAUGGGUGACAAAAGUAUCAGGUGCGCAUUAUGGCUCAAAGAACAAGGAGUGAGUCCUGGAGAUGUCGUUGGUUUUUGUUCAAGAAACCAUUUGGACAGUUGCAUACCUUUAUAUGCUUGUUUGUACAUAGGAGCAAUUUUCAAUCCUUGGUGGCAUACUUGUUUAAACGAAGAGCUCGUGGUGAAUUUCGUCGAAAGAACACAGCCAAAAGUGUUGUUUAUUACCGAAAACCAUGCCGACGUAAUAACUAACUCAAUAAACAAGAUGAGUUAUCCCUUGAUAAUUGUAAGUUUUGGGAAAAAAAGCGGUUUAUUAUCUUUUGAAGAUGUUUUGAAAACCCAGAACGAUGAAGAUAUUAACAAAUUUCAAUGUACGCGAAUUGAGCCUAAAGAUCCAGUGCUUAUAAUUUACUCAUCUGGUUCAACAAGUUUUCCAAAAGGAGUGUUGCACUCCUAUCAUUCCGUCGCUCAUAUGCUCAACUAUUAUUCAAACGACACCACACCGUCAACAGUUGUCUGGUUUUCUGGACUCUGCUGGAUUUCUGGGACUAGAACAGUCUUGAGGUCAAUAAUAUUCAAAGCUACCAUGAUACUUUACCAUAAUCUCUCGGAGGAAAAAGCCUGUGAAAUCAUUGAAAAAUACAAGGUAACUAGACUAUGGAUGGGAGCAUCUGUAGUAAAUAAAUUUACUAAGUUGAGAGACAUAGAAAAGUACGAUCUAUCAUCGGUUGAUUUGGUGACUUACGGUGAUGCGAGUACUAGUCGAGAAGUGAUUCAAAAUUUGUGUAAAUUGUUCAAGAAUGCUGAUAUUUAUGUUCGUUACGGUGCUACUGAAUGUGGAACCGUGCUAACCGGGCUAAUCAAGUAUGAUAAAUUUGAUUCUUGUGGAAAAAUAUUUUUCAAUACGGAAGUUAAAGUUGUUGACCUGAACACUAAGAAAAUUUUGGGACCGAAUCAAAGAGGAGAACUAUGGAUCCGAACCCCGAGAUUAAUGCUUGGUUACUGGAAAAAUCUUUCGAAAACUGAAAAAGUUAUUGAUUCUAAAGGAUGGUACCACAGUGGCGAUUUGGUAUAUUAUGACAACGACGGUGUUUUCUUCUUUUACACUAGAAUUAAGCAUACAAUAAAAUGCGAUUUAUUUGAUUUAGUACCGGAAAUGAUAGAAAAAAUAAUACAAGGUCUUCCAGGAGUUGCUGAAGUAUCCGUCGUCGCUAAGCCAAGCUUGGAGUAUGGUCAAAUUCCAAUGGCUUUUGUUACUAAAGAACCUGGAAUGGAAGUAUCUGAAGGAGAAAUUAUCGAAGCUGUAGAAAAAAAACUUUCAAAUGGAGUGAAACUUUUAGGCGGUGUCUAUUUUUUGGACAGAAUGCCGUUAACACCUUUGAGGAAAAUCGCUAUACACGAACUUCGCAUCCUC